This is a messenger RNA of Scomber japonicus (chub mackerel), 2025 nucleotides long. RefSeq names its product prostaglandin E receptor 4 (subtype EP4) a (gene ptger4a). Gene Ontology annotation, cellular component: plasma membrane. The record is from RefSeq and is a predicted model, not a curated record. Lineage: Eukaryota; Metazoa; Chordata; Actinopteri; Scombriformes; Scombridae. The coding region runs from base 73 to 1425 and encodes 450 amino acids. Gene Ontology annotation, biological process: cellular response to prostaglandin E stimulus; adenylate cyclase-activating G protein-coupled receptor signaling pathway; positive regulation of cytosolic calcium ion concentration. Gene Ontology annotation, molecular function: prostaglandin E receptor activity. The transcript has 2 exons.
UCUGGAGUGGAAAUACUGGCGUUAAAGAAAAGUUGUUCAACUCGUCUUGACACACAUCUGGAGGACACAACAAUGAAUAAUCAAUCGAUGACAGGGAGGACCAUGGUCCCAACUAUUCCGUCUAUUAUGUUCAUUUUCGGGGUGGUUGGGAAUGUAAUCGCCAUCGUGGUUUUGUGUAAAUCUCGAAAGGAACAGAAAGAAACCACGUUUUACACUCUGGUGUGUGGACUGGCUGUCACAGACCUCCUGGGCACACUACUUGCCAGCCCGGUCACCAUCGCUAUUUACGUGAAAGGAUCAUGGCCCGGAGAGGACCCGCUUUGCCAGUACUUUGGAUUCACCAUGCUUUUCUUCUCUCUGGCGGGGCUCAGCAUCAUAUGUGCCAUGUCGGUAGAGAGAUACAUCGCUAUAAACCAUGCCUAUUUUUACAAUGACUAUGUGGACCAAAGACUAGCGGGCUUGACUCUCCUGGCGAUCUACAUCUCCAACGCGUUUUUCUGCGCGCUGCCGAGCAUGGGCUUCGGCCAGGUGAAGAAGCAGUACCCGAAAACUUGGUGCUUUUUAGAGUGGAGGAGCAACAAGACCAGUGAUGCCGCCUAUACCUAUAUGUAUGCGGGUUUCAGCUCUCUUCUUAUUCUCGCCACUGUCAUCUGUAACGUCUUGGUGUGCGUGGCUUUGAUCCGGAUGCACCGGCGCUUCGUGCGUAGGAUGUCGCUGGGAACCGAUCUCGGGCGAAACGUGGACCCGCGGAGAAGAGGACGCAGCUUUGGGCGUCUGGCCGGUGCAGAGAUUCAGAUGGUUAUUCUACUCAUAGGCACGUCGGCAGUGGUGCUUAUCUGCUCCAUCCCACUUGUUGCACAGGUAUUUUUGAACCAGCUUUACAAGACACCAGUGGAGCUGCGGUUGGACAAAAACCCUGAUCUAAGAUCAAUACGCUUCGCCUCCUUCAACCCCAUCCUUGACCCCUGGAUCUACAUCCUGCUUCGUAAAGCGGUUCUCCUCAAACUCAUUGAGAAAAUCAAAUGCCUAUUUUGCAAGAUGGGAGCAAGGGGGCAACAGAGACAGAGCAGCUUUAACUGCAUAGAUGGUCAUCAACUCUCCUCUGUCAUCUCUAACCGGGACUCUCACUCUCUGGUGUCUCAUGACCUUCGUGACAUCACCAGCAGCUCCCAGAGCUUCCUUUACCUGCCAGAGGGAAGUGAGGUGUACACUGGAAGUUGUCAUAAGGCAAACAGACUCUCUGGUUCACAGCCUUCAUUGGCCAGACACUCACAAGCUUCUUAUUCAUCUGAGCAGGGCAGUGUUGGGACUCAGAACAGAGAGGGGACAGAUGUGAUCAGGGUCCUUUCUGCCUUGCCCUGCCCAAAAGAUCCGGCACUUCAGGUGUCGUUGAGCACUGAGACAGUGGAGGAAAAAUGCAUCUGACUUAUCUGUGAAACUCUCAAGCAGCAGGAAUCCUCUACUGAAUAACUUUCCCACAAAUUAACUUUUAAACCUCUGAAAAAUGAGGAAAGGCACAUAAAAUAAUAAAUGACUCCUCUUCGUGAAGUCGGGCACAUGCAGAAAAGAAACUUGAAGAGCUGUAAGCUUUAUCGUCCUGUGUUCUCUGUUUCAGCACCCAGCUACCUCAGUGAUGACUGUCUAUGACCAUGUGAGCAGAUUUUUGUCAUUUUGCCCAAAACAGAUGUUGUUAAAAUGGUGAUGACCCACUUCUUCAUGACUCAAGUGUCAGAGACGGAAAAGAUGCCCUUCCAUAUUUCAGCUGCUUUGUUCAAUCAUUGUGGAAACCUUUACUGUAAAGCAGAUUAGGCCUGAAGUUUAAAAUAUCUGAGUCACGCAUAUGUGGUCAAUGUGGUAAAUGAAAACAGUAUUGACUGUGAUCCUCAUGAGUGAUCAAAUGUGAGCUACCAUUGUUUCAGAUCAAUUAGAUAAGCAGGCUCUAUUGUACAGUGCUUUCAAGGACAUAUUGUGUUCGUUCCAUGACGGAUGUACAGUGCAGUAUUAUAUUUGUGGUGAAGACCAGCA